This is a messenger RNA of Schistosoma curassoni, 1248 nucleotides long. NCBI's taxonomy places the organism in Eukaryota, Metazoa, Platyhelminthes, Trematoda, Strigeidida, Schistosomatidae. The record is from the annotation of a GenBank genome assembly.
GUUGCAACUUUCACCGCUUGUUUUAAGAAAGUUGCGGUUAGGAAUGGUCUCGCAAAACUGCAUAAGUGCUGCCACUUUCGCUACUCAAAAAGCCAAAGUUGAUGAGUUAAUGAAUGUAGAUAUAACAAAAGGAGACUUAUGGUAUAUCCUGUCUCUUAACUGGUGGACGAAGUGGGAGGAAUUUGUGGACUCGGUUUCCAAAAGUGGGAUGGUUGACGAAACCUCGGAAGAGUAUCCAGGAAAAGUUGAUAACAGUGAUAUUUUAUGUGAUGGAAAAUUAAAAGAGAACUUGCUCUUAGAAAAUGACAUCACGUUAAUACCUAGAAAUGUGUGGAAGCUGUUUGUUGAUUUUUAUGGUUGUACGCACACAGACAUUUCAGUCUUCGAACGGCGUGCCAUCCAAGCUCCAAAGUCAGCGGAAAUCGAAAUAUAUCCACCUCACUACUCAUUUUACUUAAAUCCUCCAAAUUCAAGUGCCACUUUCCUGUUUGAAGGGACAUAUUGCAAGUUUCAGACAAUAAGAGAACUUAAACUGAUAGUCGCGCAACAUCUUAAAGCAGCACCUGGCGUGAAUGUUCACUUAUCAAUACACAAUGAGCAAAAUGAGUUUGAAGAAUUAGAAGAUGAAGAUGCUACCAUAGAAGAAGCUAACCUGGAGCGUGAAAAAGUAAAAUUUCAGUGAGCUUUUUGCUGAUUGUAAAAAAGAUAGGAACACUUCGCUUAGUAAUCAUGGCUUCAAAGAGCAUAUUUUAUAGACCGAUAUAUUCGAUUUCCAAUUGUGAUAUGGUUUAGGUAGUUGGCACCUUGUAGUUUUCUAUUCAUUUCAAGAAUACCAGAAUAUAUAAUAGUAGCAGUAAUGCGUUAAGUUCGUUCCAGGUUUUAGCAAUUCCGUUUAAUAUAGGAAGUUGCUUUGACAAUGUACCCUCAGCGUUCAUUGUUUUUCGGGAUCUAGUCGGAAACUUACUUCUUGAGCCCCAUAAACGUUAUCAUUAAUGUUCAUCUUAACGUGUAGAACCCGUUACCAUCUGUCGACUUUUAGAUUGACGUGCCUUGUAAUCUACAGUUAGUCUUAGUUUUUAUAUUCAUUCUAUUGUGUUUUUAAUGGGAUUAAGAAAGAUGGCUCCAGUUAAUGCAGAUAACUUUAUCGAGGCUAUGUUUGUUUAGAGAUCGUGAUCGUUGGUUUUGUUUCAGAAUAUCCUACUAAUGACUAACUCUGAUCAAAUUAGUCAAUAACUAACAAAUAUUCAA